AAAUUUGUUCAAAUAAAAAACAAAUAAAAAAAUAAAAUUUCAUUUUUAUACAAUUUAACAACAACGACAACAGUUUAAACAAAAUGAGCAAAUUUGCGUGGGUGACGCUAACAACGAAUGACACGUACUCGCUGGGCGCUUUGGUGUUGGCGCACUCGCUACGCCGCACCGGCACCGCCCAUCAGCUGGCCGUCUUGGUGACGCCUGCCGUGUCGGCGGCCAUGCGCCAGCGCCUACAAGGUGUCUACAAUGUCGUGCAGGAGGUGAAUGUUUUGGACUCACAGGAUGCCGCCAAUUUGGCACUGCUCGCACGCCCCGAACUCGGUGUCACAUUCACAAAACUGCACUGCUGGCGUCUCGUGCAAUUCGAGAAGUGCGUCUUCCUCGAUGCCGACACACUGGUGCUGCAAAAUAGCGAUGAGCUGUUCGAGCGCGAGGAACUGUCGGCCGCACCCGAUGUCAGCUGGCCCGACUGCUUCAACUCCGGUGUGUUCGUCUAUCGUCCCAGCUUGGAGACGUUCGCCAAAAUCACACAGUUCGCCAUAGAGCAUGGCAGCUUCGAUGGCGGCGAUCAGGGUUUGCUCAACUUGUACUUCGGCGAUUGGGCGCAAAGCGACAUUAAGAAGCAUUUGCCAUUUAUCUACAAUGUGGCCGCAUUCGCUUCGUACUGCUACUUGCCCGCAUUCAAACAGUUCAGAGAUAAGAUUAAGAUUUUGCAUUUUGCGGGCAAAUUGAAGCCAUGGCUUAUACAGUUCAAUUCCGAGAACCGCACAGCACUGACGCCCACAGAGUAUGCGCACGCCGCCGACUUGAUACAGCUCUGGUGGAACAUCUUCUGCGACAAUGUGCACCAGCAGUUGACCGAUGAUAUGUGUGGCGCCAUUGUUCAUUAUUACUAUCACUAUCGACCCGAACCACCAGCACAACAACAACACGAUCAUUACUAUCAUCAUUACGAACAUGAGCAACACCAUCAUCAUCAACAGCAGCAACACGAACAUUCACCGUCGCCGAAUUAUUACGAGUUCGAAGAAAUUAAAGAGUUUCGCGAUCCUUGGGAAGAUUACUAUGAGAAUUUAGCCAGAGAGCGUAGCAAGAGCAUUAAAGCGAGUGAACAGCACCACGAACAACAUUAUGAAACCGAACAACACCACCACGAACAGCAACAGCACGAACAACAUUAUGCGCAAGAAGAACAACAUCACGAACAGCAUCAGCACGAAGAACAUCACCAACACGAAUGGCAACAGCCAGCCGCAGAGCCAACACACGAGUGGCAAAACAGAGAGCAAGAACAAUCAAGACAAGCGCAUAGUGAGGCUAAUUAUGAGCGAGAACAAGCUGCCGCUGUUGAAACCGCACAAUCACAGCAGCAACAACAAGAGUACCAUGAACAAAAAGACAAGCCAAUAGAACAAUAUCAGGCACCUGCAACCCAUGAAACCCAUGGAACGCAUGUUAGUCCUGUUAGCCAUGAAUCCCAUGAGCAAAGUACAAAACCUUCAACAAGCAAAAGUGUUGAAGACACUACCACUGAGCAACGAGUUUAUGAAGCCGAAAUUCAUAAAGAGAGCACUGCCCAAAAACAACGAGACUCCUCAUCUGUAACGCAAAAAUCACAAAGUACAGAUGGGACAAAGAAAAAAACCGUUAGCACUAGGUCUAGUACAGAUAAGCAAGCAUUCCGUAGUGAAGAUGUGAAUGAAAGUGAAAACAAAAACAAAACUAAUGAAAAUAAUGAGGCUGGUUUGGCUGGCGCUUUGUCUCAGCUGCGUCUCGGCGAGCAACGCACACCCGAACAGGAGGCCUACGAACAGCUGAUGCGUCGUCAAUGCUGGGAGGCUGGACAAAUCGAUUACACGGGCCGAGAUGCUUUCGAUAAUAUUUGGAAGAAAAUCACGCAAACCUUGGAAUCGAAGCCCGGCGCCACGCCGCCACAGGAGGAGGAUAAGUCUGCAGAACACCAUUACAUAGAAAAUCCAAUGCCUCCUAACGACUUUAUCCCUUUACACAUAGGUGGCAUUGCGCCAGCGGUGGCUGCUGAAACGGAACGCUUAGAACGCAUUAAUCGCAUGCUGCAAGAGAGCGCUGAGAAACUGGAAGAGCUGAAAGUGGAGGACGUGUUCACACGUCCGCUGCUGGCGGCGCCGACUAACACCGCUGCGACGCGCAGCCGAUCGCCAGCGCGACAACAAAAUACCAACACUAACAAUAACAAUACUAAUCUUAAAAUAAGUAAUAAUAAUAACAACAACAACGAUACUAAUACACAACGAAGUCUGAAACGAACGGCCUCACCGAGACCGGCACAACAACAACACCUACAACAACAAAGACAAGUACAGACACAACAGCAGCUGCUACAGUUGCAAGAGCAACAGCAACAACAACAAGCCAUACAACGACAACUACAACAACAACAAGAGUUGCAAAGACAAUUGUUGCAACAACAGCAACAAGAGUUGAAAAGACAAUUACAACAAGAAGAACAUGAACGGGCGACACAAAGACAAUUACAACAACAAGAACACGAACGGGCGAUACAAAGGCAAUUACAACAACAAGAACAGGAACGUGCGAUACAAAGGCAAUUGCAACAACAGCACCAAAUAACAGUACAAAGACAAGUACAACAACAACAGCAGGUGACAGUACAAAAACAAGCACAACAGGUGACAGUGCAAAGACAAGUACAACAACAACAAGUGACGGUACAAAGUCAAGGACAACAACAACAGGUGACGGUACAGAGACAAUUACAACAACAACAAGUAACCGUACAAAGACAAGCACAACAACAAGAGGUAACUGCACAAAGACACCUCCAACAACAACAGGUAACCAUACAAAGGCACGCACAACAACAACAGGCUACAGCACUGAGAGAAGCGCCACAACCGGUGCCACUAAGUAGCAAAAUACCACCACCAUUGCUAUCACCACCUAUACAACAACAACCAUUAUUGCAGACGCAACAACUACUGUUACCACAACAACAACAAACGCUAGAACAACAACCACGUAAACAGACGCCAUUGCAACCACAACAACAACAACCGACCACACAACAACCACAACGUCCGCCAAGGCAGAAUCAGCAUCAUCAACAACAACAACAACUACCGCAGACAUCACAACAAGCGCAGGCACAAGGCGCUGCCGCCAAGCAGCUUGCCAACAAAUCCAACCGUAAAUCCAAAUAACAGUUACUGAAAUUGGUGGCCCGCUACGGUUGCCUGUUGCCCACGUGCAUUCUUGAGGAGCUCGCGGGCGCACGGCUACUGAACCCAGUACACGUAUAAGUACAAAAGAAGACAGUUGAAUCCACGAAUUCGAAGUUGUUGUUGUAGUUGUAGUUGUUUUUCACAAAAGACCCAGGACAUUGUACAUACUUACUUAUAUACACACACAAACACAUACAAGAAUGUACACAAAUUUUUAUAAAGUAGAGAGCUUACUCUCAAAGUGAUAACUCGUUUCAGGAGAGAGGGAAAGCUGCGCGCUGGCGUAGCGGUUAAGUGCUUUAUUGAACGAAAAUCAAGUUGAAGUUGUUAAAAUUAGUUGCUUAAGAUGCUUGAAACACUAAAAAAAUAUUAACCAAAACCAACAAACUAACACAAGAGCAAGCGAUCCACCGAAUAUUACUUAUUCACACACACACCUCUUUUCUUUAUAAACAACAAAAAAA
Molecule: messenger RNA, 3688 nt
Organism: Bactrocera tryoni
Lineage: Eukaryota; Metazoa; Arthropoda; Insecta; Diptera; Tephritidae
Gene: Gyg
Product: glycogenin-1
Exons: 7
Coding region: 84-3203 (1039 amino acids)
Cellular component (GO): cytoplasm
Molecular function (GO): glycosyltransferase activity
Source: RefSeq, a predicted model, not a curated record